Messenger RNA from Solanum lycopersicum (tomato), 1032 nucleotides. RefSeq lists its product as uncharacterized. The record is from RefSeq and is a predicted model, not a curated record. Lineage: Eukaryota; Viridiplantae; Streptophyta; Magnoliopsida; Solanales; Solanaceae.
AUGAUACCUGCUUGUUUUAAUAUUCCUCAUAAUUCUGAGGAUUCAGAAACAACUUCUGCAUCUCCUCCUCCUUCACAAGUGCCUCAAAAUCUUGUUACAUGUAUUUACCAAGCUCAGAUUUGUGGUUCACCUGUUUAUCUUACACUCACUUGGUCCAAGAACCUGUUUUCACAUUCUUUGUUAGUUCAUGCACCUGAUCUUAUCUCCAUCACCAUCCCACUCCACCAGUCGUCUUUCGCCAUAUUCAAGGCACGGCCAGGAUCAAAAUCAGUGCAUCCGGUCCAAUUACAUGACCGUAAGAAGAUGAAGGUCCAUUGGGACUUCACACUUGCCAAGUUCAAUCAAAACUCGGCAGAGCCUGAGGGGUGUUUUUACAUUGCAAUUACCUGCAAUGCAAGACUGGAGUUUUUCCUUGGUGAUAUGUUGACUGAAUUGACGGGACGGGCCAGGCUGGUAUCAGGAUGUUGCACGGGAGACCUGACUUUGUUGUCGAGGAGAGAACAUGUGUUUGGACGGAGGAGUUAUACUACACGGGCUCGGAUUAUGGGGGUUAAACAUGAAUUUGUGAUAGAAUGUGCGGGUGGAGUGUUGAAAGUGAAAGUGGAUGGGAAAACAAGUCUUGUAGUGAAAAGAAUUGGUUGGAAAUUUAGGGGCAAUGAAAGAAUUUUAGUGGGUCAAGUAGAGGUAACCUUUUUCUGGGAUGUCUUCAAUUGGGUAAAUAAAAACUGUGACAAUCAUAAAUUUAGGCAUGGACAUGAACAUGGUGUUUUUGUGUUCCAAGUAGGUGAUGGUGGUGUUUGGCCAGAAAUGGGUGGCGCCGAGAAGAAAUUGAUGAGGAAAAGUUUGUCGGCAACAGCUGGAACGAUGUCGACACCACUGUCCGUCUCUUUGUCACCGUCGCCAUCGUGCUCUAGUGUGUUGCAGUGGGCAGAGGAGAACAGUGAAUGUGGAAGGAGUUCAUGGUCAUCUAUAAGGUCAUAUGGGAGUAAUGAGGGAUUUUCUUUGUUAUUGUAUGCAUGGAGGAAAGAUUAA